AUGGCGACGAGGGAUCUUUUCGACACGAUCGCCGAUGUAGGCAGCGAUGAGGAGGAAGAUGAGGACUUUGAUGGCGAGGGCGGCGCGGUUCGCCCCAAGAAGACAAAUGGCGCGAAUGGCGUAGAUGACUCCAGCGAGGAGGAGGACGAAGACGACGAUGAGCGGCUACGCGAGGAAGGCGAAGGCUUCAUCGCGGACGAAGACGAGGAAGAAGAGGAGGCGGCGCGCAAGCGGCGGCGCAGGAAGAAGCGAAAGAAUCGCGAGGCCGACGAGGCCCUAGAUGACGAGGACCUGGACUUGAUUGGCGUCGAGGUGGAGCGCCCGGAGGAGACACAGUCGAGGUUCAAACGCCUGAAGCGCGGCCACAAAGAGCGCGCCAAGGCCCGCGGCAUCGACGAUAUCUUUUCCGACGACGAAGCGAAUGAAGACGUCGAUGAGCCGCGGAGACUCGGCGACGAAUUCGACGGCUUUAUCGAGGACGAUCAAUUCGAAGACGAGAUCGAGGACGACCGAGACGUCACACAGCCGGGCAUAAGUCUCAUCACACAAGGACUGCAAGCUGCUGGGCUAGAUGAAGGUGCCGAGGAAGAUUACCGGGCUGCCUUUGGUGAUGGCACCGAUUAUGACUGGGCGCUGGACAUGCAGGAGGCCGAAGAGGAGGAGCAGACGGGCGAAGGGCGCGAGCUCCAACUCAAGGACGUCUUUGAGCCCUCGCAGCUGCAAGAGCGCAUGCUUACGGACGAAGACAACGUCAUCCGCGAGACCGAUGUUCCCGAACGCCUGCAGCUGGCUCGAAAGCCAUUUAAGCAGCUGGAGCUGACACCCGAAGACAUGGAGAUACGUCUGAGCGAGGAGGCAUCGUGGAUCUCCAACAUGCUCUGGCCAAAGAAAGAUCUACCUACCUACUUCCAGCAGCCGUUCCAGAAGGCUGUACGCAAGGUCCUCGAGUUUAUCAACAUCGAGGACUAUGAGGUUCCCUUCAUUUUCAAUCACCGCAAGGAUUACUUGAUCCACGCGCCAAGCGACAACGACGAUUACGAUGAUCCCGACCAGCCGCCGCCCAUGGAUGCUCGUCCAGAGCGCUUACUCAACCAGAGUGAUUUGUGGGAAGUCUUCGAUCUAGAUCUCAAGUUUAGGGCUUUUGCUGAGAAACGGGAUGCUCUCCGACAGAAUUACGAAAAUGUGAGGAGCGUCUAUCCUGACAUCACAGAUACUGAGAUCGAGGAUCUGUCCGCCAAAGCCAUUACGAUUGAAGAGAUUCAAGAGCUCCAGGACUACCUACACUACCGGUAUUCACAAGAGAUGAACGAAGUUCGACAAGAAGGGAAUGGGACGCAGAAGCGCGCCAACAACGCACGGAGUUUCUUCGACAAACUUCGGAGCGGUAAGGCGUACCAGUUCGUUAAGGCUAUCGGCAUCACCCCAGAAGACUUUGCGAAGAAGGCCGACGGGACAAGUAGAGACUCUCAAGUCGUUGAAGACCCUCCUUUCCAGGUCGAGGAACUGGCAGAGCAAAUGGCCGAAGCUCCUGAGACGGGGGUCUCUCUUCUAAGAUCUGCCAAGGUUUUGUUCACUCAGGACUUGCAGAUGAGCUCCAGGCUUCGCAGGUUUUUGCGUGGCAGCUUCUACCAGAACGCUCUAAUUGACUGCGUGCGGACAGAUAAAGGCAUGCGGAAGAUUACAGAUGACCACACCUACUAUGAGUUCAAGUACCUUCGCCGGCAGACUUUCCUUGACCUUCACGGUCGACCGGAUCUUUUCCUCAAGAUGCUCAAGGCUGAGCAAGAAGGUCUUGUACACGUUCAUAUUUCAAUGGGCAACUACAAGGAGUUCAAGGCUCGACUCUACGACAAGAUUGUAUCCGACAACGUCAGCGAAGUAUCUGACUCGUGGAAUGCUCUUCGUAAAGAAUUGCUUGAUAUUGCGUUGGACAAGCUACAAGGCAUCAUCGCAAACGGCGUGAAAGAGUCGCUGCGGGCUCGAUGCGAAGACGAACUGGCCAGCCGAGCAAGGGAAAACUACUACAACAAGCUCGAUCAAGCUCCCUAUAAGCUGAAGAGCGCCGCUAUCGGAUCCGUUCCCAACGUGCUCUGUCUCUCGAGCGGCAAAGGCCAGCGUGGCGAUGCCAUCCUAUGGGCAUACGUUGAGAACGAUGGCCGUGUCUUAGAGCAGGGUAGGCUGGUUGACAUGAGGCUAGGCAAUCAAGAGCGGGGCAUACCGGACGGUCAAGACAUUGCCAAACUUGUCGAUGUGAUACGGCGCCGACGGCCGGAUGUAAUUGGUGUCAGUGGCUUCUCUGUAGAGACGCGAAAGCUCUACAAAGACGUCCAAGAAAUUAUUAGCCAAUAUGGUCUAACGGGCCCCGCCUACGAGGACGAGAAUUCUGGCGUAGAGAGAAGCGACCCGUUGGAGGUCAUCAUGGUCAACGAUGAAGUCGCCCGUCUAUAUCAUGACAGCGGCCGAGCCCGCGCCGAGUUCCCCAAAUACGCCCCCCUUACGAGAUACUGCAUUGCUCUCGGACGGUACUUGCAGAAUCCUCUGGCCGAGUACGCAUCACUCGGGAAAGAUAUCGUAUCGCUACCCUUCGUUCAAAACCAAACUCUGAUACCCCAAGACAAACUCUUGGAGCGACUCGAUACCGCCAUGGUAGAUAUGGUCAACCUCGUAGGAAUAGACUUGCCAGAUACUUAUGACGACAAGUACCUGUCGAAACUGUUGCCGUACGUGUGCGGUCUCGGUCCGCGAAAGGCUGACAGACUAGUCAAAGCCAUCCAGGCAAAUGGCGACGAAAUUCUCUCACGCUAUGACCUCCUCGGUGUGUCCGAGGGUCGUGACUUUAAGGCGGCUAUGGGCCCCAAAGUCUUCCAAAACUGCGCGAGUUUCCUGUAUAUUCCCUACGACUCGACCGAAGAAUCGUCCGAUUACCUCGAUUACACCCGUGUUCACCCCGAAGACUACGAGCUUGCCCGCAAGAUGGUUGCAGAUGCCUUGAACAUGGACGAGGAAGACGUGAAGGCCGAGACUGAUGAAGGUGGCCAGAGCGCCGUCAUUCGGAAGAUGGUUCGAGAAGAUACCACUGAUCUGGUCAAUGAUCUCGCCUUGGAGGAUUACGCUGCCGAGAUUGAAAGGAAUUUCGGCCAGCGGAAGCGCGCAACGUUGGAAACUAUUCGAGCUGAGCUGGAAAACCCCUAUGAAGAGAUCAGGCAAGCCUUCCUCCUGAUGCCCGGCGACGAGCAGUUCACGAUGUUGACUGGUGAGACCAAGGAGUCUCUGUAUGAGGGCAUGGUUGUCCCGGUCACAAUCAGGCGCACAUUCCAGGAUCACAUCGAAGUCAAACUCGAGUGUGGCAUUGAAGGUGGCGUCUCCGAGUCCGAGUUUCCCGAAGGUGUUGGUAGCGGUGGUCAGGAGCCGCGCCACGUAUAUCAAAACCACCAGGUGGUUCGCGCUCGUAUCGUGUACCUCAACCGCAAGGCUCUCACCGCACAACUGUCGCUCCGAGACGAUCUCAUCCGGCAGCCGGAAAAGAAACCUUACGACCGCGCAGCUGGCGAGUGGGACGACGCACAAGAAGCCGCAGAUAAGAAGGCUGCCGAGAAGGAGAAGGAAGUAGCAUCUGGCCGACCAAACCGCGUGGUAAACCAUCCCCUGUUCUUCGCCUUCAACACGAUGCAAGCGGAAGAGUACCUCGGCAGUAAGGAGACGGGCGAUUUGGUUAUUCGUCCGUCAUCGAAAGGUUUCGACCAUCUGGUCGUAACCUGGAAGGUCUCCAAUAACGCCUACCAACACAUUGAUAUCCUCGAGAUGAACAAGGCGAAUCAGUUCUCACUUGGCAAGCAGCUCAAGAUUGGCAAACUGACGUACUCUGAUCUUGAUGAGCUGAUUGUCCUUCACAUUGAGGCCAUGGCACGUAAGGUGACAGAACUCACACGAGACGAGCGCUUCCAGACGGGCACUAAAGAAGAUACUGAGCUCUGGCUCGAAAACUACUGCAGAGCCAAUCCCACGCGUUCCAUGUACGCCUUCUGCAGCAUGCCCCGCUAUCCCGGUCACUUUUGGAUCUGCUUCCAAAUGGGCGCCGAUAAACCCAAGGGCGCGUGGCCCCUCAAAGUCGUCCCCAAUGCGUACGAGCUCCAGAAGAAUCUUUACCCGGACAUGCUCGCGUUGAAGAACGGGUUCAAGAUCCUAAUGCAGACUGGAGCAGGCGGGAGGCCGGCGCAAGGUGCGAUUCCGCGGCGAUAA
Cucurbitaria berberidis CBS 394.84 is the source of this 4239-nucleotide messenger RNA. RefSeq names its product transcription elongation factor-like protein spt6. Gene Ontology annotation, cellular component: transcription elongation factor complex. Bases 1 to 4239 code for a protein of 1412 amino acids. The record is from RefSeq and is a predicted model, not a curated record. NCBI's taxonomy places the organism in Eukaryota, Fungi, Ascomycota, Dothideomycetes, Pleosporales, Cucurbitariaceae. Gene Ontology annotation, biological process: transcription elongation-coupled chromatin remodeling; nucleosome organization; transcription elongation by RNA polymerase II. The transcript is spliced from 4 exons. Gene Ontology annotation, molecular function: nucleosome binding; histone binding; DNA binding.